Sapajus apella (tufted capuchin) is the source of this 1886-nucleotide messenger RNA. RefSeq names its product LIM homeobox 8 (gene LHX8). The transcript has 8 exons. Gene Ontology annotation, biological process: regulation of transcription by RNA polymerase II; neuron differentiation; forebrain neuron development. Gene Ontology annotation, cellular component: nucleus. Gene Ontology annotation, molecular function: RNA polymerase II transcription regulatory region sequence-specific DNA binding; DNA-binding transcription factor activity, RNA polymerase II-specific. Lineage: Eukaryota; Metazoa; Chordata; Mammalia; Primates; Cebidae. The coding region runs from base 203 to 1249 and encodes 348 amino acids. The record is from RefSeq and is a predicted model, not a curated record.
UUGGGAAAGGAAUUUUAAGAACGGUUCAUCAGAACGUGGUCAGGCCACAGCGGCCUCUUUGGACGAAGACACAUUUGUAGCAUUAUCUUCCUCGGCAUCAGCUUUUAUUAGUGCACCGGGGCGGGGGAGGAGGGAGAUCGACAGACACGGACAGCCUCUGACCCUCUGGAGUUGGUAUGUGAUAAGCAGCCCUAGCAGUGCCAUGUAUUGGAAGAGCGAUCAGAUGUUUGUGUGUAAACUAGAAGAAAAGGACGUGCCGGAGCUGGCAGUUCCCCCUGAGAAGGUGAGCCCCGAGGGAGCGGGGGACGAGGACUCUUGCUCCUCCUCGGCCCAACUGUCCCCGUCGUCCUCGCCCCGGUCCAUGGCCUCGGGCUCCGGCUGCCCCCCUGGCAAGUGUGUGUGCAACAGUUGCGGCCUGGAGAUCGUGGACAAAUACCUUCUCAAGGUGAAUGACCUAUGCUGGCAUGUCCGGUGUCUCUCCUGCAGUGUUUGCAGAACCUCCCUAGGAAGGCACACCAGCUGCUAUAUUAAAGACAAAGACAUUUUCUGCAAACUUGAUUAUUUCAGAAGGUAUGGAACUCGCUGCUCUCGAUGUGGGAGACACAUCCACUCUACUGAUUGGGUCCGGAGAGCCAAGGGGAAUGUCUAUCACUUGGCGUGCUUCGCUUGCUUUUCCUGCAAAAGGCAACUUUCCACAGGAGAGGAGUUUGCUUUGGUGGAAGAGAAAGUCCUCUGCAGAGUGCAUUAUGAUUGCAUGCUGGAUAAUUUAAAAAGAGAAGUAGAAAAUGGUAAUGGGAUUAGUGUGGAAGGCGCCCUCCUCACAGAGCAAGAUGUUAACCAUCCAAAACCAGCAAAAAGAGCUCGGACCAGCUUUACAGCAGAUCAGCUUCAGGUUAUGCAAGCUCAGUUUGCUCAGGACAACAACCCAGAUGCGCAGACACUCCAGAAACUGGCAGAAAGGACAGGCUUGAGCAGACGUGUGAUACAGGUGUGGUUUCAGAAUUGUAGAGCACGCCACAAGAAACAUGUCAGUCCUAAUCACUCCUCCUCUGCCCCAGUCACAGCAGUCCCACCCUCCAGGCUGUCUCCACCCAUGUUAGAAGAAAUGGCUUAUUCUGCCUACGUGCCCCAAGAUGGAACAAUGUUAACUGCGCUGCAUAGUUAUAUGGAUGCUCAUUCACCAACAACUCUUGGACUCCAGCCCUUGUUACCCCAUUCAAUGACACAACUGCCAAUAAGUCAUACCUAAUUCUUUUUUCAGGGAUAGAAUUGAUUAAGGAUAUGAAUUUGUCGUUUCUUAUGUAUAAAAUACCAUUGAAAAGAUAUUACUGUUCAUUUUUUAUUUAACACGUAAAGCAUUUCCAACAUCACUUUGCUGCCCAGGUAUGUAUCUGUAGUUGGCCUGCAAGACACUUUUAUUGAUUCUUCAUUUUUGUAAAACUUAUGUUUACAAGAAGAAAACAAAUCAAAACAUUUUUUGUAUUGUCUGGAAAUAGUUCACUCUAGUGUAUAUCUGUUAAUUUAUUUGCCAUCAAAAGAGCACUUUGCCUAAAAGAAAGGACUGACAAGUGUGCAAAAUGUUUACAAUCUUUUGUGAAAUUGUAGUUUAUCAUUAGUUUGUAUCUGUAAGUUAUUGUUAUAAAUAUUACCUGUAUUUUUUGUUAUAUACAACUUUAUACUUUAAAGCUUGUAUCUGUGAAUUUGCAACUGAAAUUUAUUUUGCCAAUGUUUUCUGAAUGAACUGAAUAAAGCUUCUGUUGUAGCAUGCCAUGCAAACACAUUAUUGUGUUUGUGGUUGAUGAAUUAUGGCUGUAAAUAACACUAUAGUUUAAUAAGCCCACCAUUCUGAGUUUAUUAAACAUUUUCCAUUCUUGUGAAAAUUUCAA